AUGCAAAACCUUAAAGUCAUCGAAAAAAGAGUGAAUUCUCACGUUGCUAAAUGCACAUUCAAAAUAUUAACAGACAAUAUAAGAAGCAUGAAGGUCACUGUUAGUGACGCGACUGAGCUUCAUACAUUCAUUUCUAGUAGCUUAGAGAGAUAUUUCAAAGAUGAUUCCAGCUUCUGGGGAAAUGAUUGGUUUGACUUAGAAGAUUCGGCUGGGAGUGAACAAAGCCAUAAAAAACUUCAACAGGAUGCUAUUUACUGUUUGAAGGCACUAUGUCAAGCUAAAAUUUGGAGAAAUGCCGAUGAAAAGCUACGACUUUCUCAUACCAGAAGGCGCAUAUCUUACAUAUAUAAUCAACGGGAAGUUGUGGCAACGAUAUGGAAGGAACUAAAAAAGAGAUGCGAGAGUUUGAUAAGCUUGAAAUUUGACCUCUAUGUUAGCAGCAUCGAAUCUAAUCUCUCUCAUGGUAGCAAACUAGUGGAAUACUGGUCAAAUUUGUAUCAGAAUUACAAGAAUUUUUUAUCGACUUUCUUGCCAUUUCUCGAAUACAUUAGGGUGAACUAUACAUCAUUGGUUCAUGAUAUACCAACUGAUAUGAAUCUUCUAGAUAUCUACGAGCUAUAUUUCAUAACUCUGGUAAAAACAAAGCUGAAUUCCAAAUUCAUAUCUUUUUUGAAGUCGUACGUAUUUGAGUGCUUCAAUCGUGAAACAUCGAAGCUCAACGUUUCAAGAGUUGAAUCUCCGAUGUUAUUGGUAUAUAAACACAGAGCAUCCAUCUUUGACGAUACUGAGUUACUUUUCGAAGAUUUUUAUUUUGGUUUGAUUCGUGAAUAUGUCCAAACACAUGUUGACAUUAAAAUUAAUCUCACUUAUCUCAAUCAUGUAAUAAGAUACCUAAAAAAUAAUGCACUCAUCACAGGAGCAAUAUCGAUGGCGCUGCUGGAUCGCUCGAAUACAAUAUUUCUGGAAAACACCAUUUUGUUACAUUCUCAAUGUGUGACGCUUUUAGGAGUUUUGAAGGACGAUAUUCCUCUAGAGUUUGGCACUAAUAAAUCAGAGAAGUUCAAUCAAAUUAGUGACCAAUUGGUUGUUUUAAUAGGAACAUACAAAACAAGGGGAGUCGCAACGUCUUUUCAAAAUAUUUACAGUGAAUUGAUUCAUCACUCUUUGAAAGCCAUGAUCGCAAAAAAAGCGGAUUUACAUAGCCAGUUUGUGGAGAUUUGCAAAUUAGUUUUAAUCACUGAUAAUGAGAAAAGCUUGCAGUGUCACGCUAGGAUUGAAAUUACUAAAGCCAUGGGAGGCUCUCUGAACCUUAUGAGCUCUUACUCAAAGCUGUGCGACUCCUCAAUCAGAAAAUUCAAUAAAAGCGUAAUCAACAAUUUGGUAAAAACCUCAAACUUAGAACCGAAAAACUCUUUGAUUAUCAAUGUUCCGAUACUAUUGAAGCUUGAUUCCUCUUUUUUGAUAAGAUAUUCCCACUCUCUCUUUAGGAGAGCGAUAUUCUUCGGACCCAAGAUCUACGAAACACUUACAAAUUCGAGGUAUCUGGAAUUUCAUUUACUGAUACUUUUCGAAAAGCAUUAUAAGAACUCUCCUUCGUAUCAAGGAUUAAUGUUAUUGAAGCUAGAAAUUUUGAGAUCAGCUAAAUUGGCGCUCGACUUCCAAUCGCAUUACAAGGAUAAUACAGAGAUAAAUUUCUUUCUAUUUAAUCGAAAUCAUAUUCCGAGUACAUUUAGGGGGGAGGGAAGUGAAGUUGGUACACUUCCUGAACAUUUGCAAGAGGUCUGGAAGAACUUUGAAGAAUUCUAUCUAGAAAAAGAUCCGAAAGCCGAACAUAAGGUGAUUAGUCCUAUUUACAAAUUUCAAUUUUGUGAAGUUGAGACUCCAUACUUUCUCAGCAACGGCAAACGACUCACGCUUGAUUUGACAAUUUUCCAAGCCAGUGUGAUAUCUUUGUUUAACGAUGCAGAUUUAUUAACUUACGAACACAUAUUAGAGAAAACGAAACUAGAUAGUGCUGCUUUGAAGGAAAUUUUGCUUUUGUUCAAUGAUAUCGGUCUGCUAAAGCUACAUAAAGGAAGUUAUUUGCUGAACAACGCAUUCCAACCAGACGAAAGCAGGAUAAAGGAUGGAAAGCUGCGCUUUUUAGUUAAUAACAAUGUCAAUACAGGCCUCGGAAGGAAUGAAACUAAUAUUAUUGAUUCACAUCAUCGGGAAGGGAAUCGUUCAUAUUGGACGCAAGAAUUACUAAAAGCUUGUAUCGUUCGCUCUUUGAAGGGACGUAAAGACGGUUUGGAAUACGAAGUUUUAUUUGAGGAAGUCGAGUCGCGGUUUCUCGGUAUGAGUGUGGGAGAAUUUAAGGAAGCUCUUGAAAAGACGAUACGUGAAAAGUAUAUAACAAAACGAGAAAAUUAUUACAUAUAUUAA
Molecule: messenger RNA, 2424 nt
Organism: Zygotorulaspora mrakii
Lineage: Eukaryota; Fungi; Ascomycota; Saccharomycetes; Saccharomycetales; Saccharomycetaceae
Gene: RTT101
Product: cullin RTT101
Exons: 1
Coding region: 1-2424 (807 amino acids)
Source: RefSeq, a predicted model, not a curated record